Propithecus coquereli (Coquerel's sifaka) is the source of this 326-nucleotide messenger RNA. RefSeq names its product isocitrate dehydrogenase [NADP] cytoplasmic-like. The record is from RefSeq and is a predicted model, not a curated record. The transcript has 2 exons. Gene Ontology annotation, molecular function: isocitrate dehydrogenase (NADP+) activity. Gene Ontology annotation, cellular component: mitochondrion; peroxisome; cytosol. Lineage: Eukaryota; Metazoa; Chordata; Mammalia; Primates; Indriidae. Gene Ontology annotation, biological process: isocitrate metabolic process. The annotation marks the transcript as partial.
UGGUGGUGUCGCCAUGGGUAUGUACAAUCAAGAUAAGUCAAUCGAAGAUUUUGCGCACAGUUCCUUCCAAAUGGCUCUGUCUAAGGGUUGGCCUUUGUAUCUGAGCACCAAAAACACUAUUCUGAAGAAAUAUGAUGGACGUUUUAAAGACAUCUUUCAGGAGAUAUAUGACAAGCAGUACAAACCCCAAUUUGAAGCCCAAAAAAUCUGGUACGAGCAUAGGCUCAUCGAUGACAUGGUGGCUCAGGCUAUGAAAUCAGAGGGAGGCUUCAUCUGGGCCUGUAAAAACUAUGAUGGUGAUGUACAGUCGGACUCCGUGGCACAAG